This is a messenger RNA of Trichomycterus rosablanca, 4990 nucleotides long. It is a transcript of the gene ptch2, whose product is annotated as patched 2. Gene Ontology annotation, cellular component: plasma membrane. Gene Ontology annotation, molecular function: smoothened binding; hedgehog receptor activity; hedgehog family protein binding. Gene Ontology annotation, biological process: negative regulation of smoothened signaling pathway. The transcript is spliced from 22 exons. Bases 1 to 4254 code for a protein of 1417 amino acids. NCBI's taxonomy places the organism in Eukaryota, Metazoa, Chordata, Actinopteri, Siluriformes, Trichomycteridae. The record is from RefSeq and is a predicted model, not a curated record.
AUGGCCGAGGCUCCCAGAGUGCCGGGGGCCGCUGGCUUUGGAGCUUUACCCCCGAGCUACACCCGCUCCGUUUACCCGGACCUCCUCCGCAGACCCAGCUACUGCCACGCCGCUUUUGCGCUCAAACAGAUUUCUAAGGGCAAAGCUGUGGGGCAGAAAGCUCCUCUGUGGCUCCGGGCGAGGUUCCAGGCUCUCCUUUUUACUCUGGGUUGUCACAUCCAGCGACACUGCGGGAAAGUGCUAUUUAUCGGACUGCUGGUGUUCGGAGCUUUCUCGGUCGGCCUGCGAGUAGCCGCCAUCGAGACAGACAUCGAGCAGCUAUGGGUGGAAGCCGGCAGCCGAGUGAGCAGGGAAUUGCGUUACACGAAGGAAAAGCAAGGAGAAGAGGCGGUGUUUACCUCACAGAUGCUCAUACAGACACCCAAACAGGAAGGAACCAAUAUUCUAACCCAGGAAGCUUUGCUACUUCACCUGGAGGCAGCUCUGUCUGCCAGCAAAGUCCAGGUGUCUCUUUAUGGAAAAUCUUGGGACCUUAACAAACUCUGCUUCAAAUCCGGAGUCCCUAUUAUAGAAAACGUCAUGAUCGAGAGGAUGAUUGACAAGCUUUUCCCUUGCAUGAUCGUGACCCCUCUGGACUGCUUCUGGGACGGCUCCAAACUACAAGGAGGCUCUGCCUAUUUACCAGGGAUGCCUGAUAUCCAGUGGAUGAAUCUGGAUCCUCUGAAGCUAAUGGAAGAGCUGAGUCAGUUCACUUCUCUGGAAGGUUUCAAGGAGAUGCUGGACAAGGCUCAAGUAGGCCACGCUUACAUGAACCGACCCUGCCUGGAUCCCAACGACCCAGACUGCCCUCUCAGCGCUCCCAACAAGGAUCUGCGACAGAGUCCAGACAUUGCGCAAGAACUUCAGGGUGGUUGCCAUGGUUUCUCCAAGAAGUUCAUGCACUGGCAGGAGGAGCUGAUUCUGGGGGAACGCUUGAAGAACUCCCAGGGUUCCUUACAGAGUGCUGAAGCUUUGCAGACCAUGUUUCUCCUCAUGAGUCCCAAGCAGCUUUAUGAACACUUUAAGGAUGACUACGAGAUCCAUGACAUCAACUGGAAUGAGGACAAGGCUACUGCCAUCCUGGAGUCUUGGCAGAGAAAAUUCGUCGAGGUGGUCCAUGCCAGCAUCCCUCAGAACUCCUCUUCUAACGUCCAUGCCUUCUCGACCACUACCUUAAACGACAUCAUGAAGUCCUUCUCUGACAUCAGCGUCAUCCGGGUGGCAGGAGGCUACCUGCUCAUGCUGGCGUACGCAUGCGUGACCAUGCUCCGCUGGGACUGCACAAAGAGCCAGGGCGCGGUAGGGCUAGCCGGAGUGCUUCUGGUGGCCCUCUCCGUAGCUGCGGGUUUGGGAUUGUGCUCUCUGCUGGGGUUGUCCUUCAACGCUGCAACUACACAGGUGCUGCCGUUCCUGGCGCUGGGAAUAGGAGUGGACGACAUGUUCCUUCUGGCUCAUUCUUUCACCGAGGCUGGUUCCAACAUCCCGUUCAAAGAAAGAACCGGGGACUGUCUGCGAAGAACUGGGACUAGCGUGGCUCUCACGUCUAUCAACAACAUGAUCGCCUUCUUCAUGGCAGCGCUGGUUCCCAUUCCAGCUCUUCGAGCUUUCUCAUUGCAGGCCGCCGUUGUGGUGGUGUUUAAUUUUGCGAUGGUCCUGCUUAUCUUCCCUGCCAUUCUGAGUCUGGAUUUGCACAGGCGUGAGGACAAAAAACUGGACAUCCUCUGUUGCUUUUACAGCCCCUGCUCCUCUCGAGUCAUUCAGAUCCAGAGUCAGGAGUACUCGGAUGCCAACGACAACCACGCCCACCCUCACGCUCCCCCCACGCCAACUUUCGCCGGCUCCACAAUCACCACCAGCACCCACAUCACCACCACAGUCCAGGCCUUCACCCAGUGCGACUCCGCCGGUCAACACAUCGUCACCAUUCUGCCCCCAACCUCCCAAAUCUCCACCAGCCCUCCCUCAGUGGUGCUGUCCCCGACCGAGCCCAGACCCACCCCUGACGCUUACGGCUCCCAGGUCUUCAUGCCAUCCAGCUCCACCCGGGACCUCCUGCACGCCGAGGAGCCUCGGCUAGGCCGCGAGUGCGUCCCUCUACCCUUCCUGCAGUGGAACCUGUCUCGCUUCGCGCGGGAGAAGUACGCCCCGUUUCUGCUGAAGCCCGAAACCAAGACGGCCGUCGUGGUGGGGUUCGUAGCCCUCCUCGGACUUAGCCUGUACGGCACCACCAUGGUCCACGACGGCCUCUACCUGACCGACAUCAUUCCCCGAGACACGAAGGAAUAUAACUUCAUCUCGGCUCAGUUCAAGUACUUCUCUUUCUACAACAUGUACCUGGUCACCAAGGACGGCUUCGAUUACGCUCUGGCUCAGCGAGAGCUCCUGCAGCUCCAUAACGCCUUCAACUCCGUCAAGUACGUCGUGAGGGACGAAGAUCAGAAACUGCCCCGCAUGUGGCUCCACUACUUCCAGGACUGGCUCAAAGGACUCCAGGCUGCCUUCGAUGCCGAUUGGGAAGCAGGCAGGAUCACCCACGAGAGCUACCGCAACGGCAGCGAGGACGGCGCACUAGCCUACAAGCUCCUCAUCCAGACCGGCUCGAAAAAAGAGCCCUUCAAUUACAGCCAGCUGACGUCCCGGCGCCUGGUAGACAAGGACGGUCUGAUUCCCCCCGAGGUCUUCUAUAUCUACCUGACCGUGUGGGUCAGUAACGAUCCGCUGGGCUACGCUGCAUCGCAGGCCAACUUUUACCCCCAUCCUCACGAGUGGAUCCAUGACAAGUACGACACCACCGGGGAGAAUCUGCGCAUUCCCGCCGCCGAGCCUCUGGAGUUCGCGCAGUUUCCCUUCUACCUGAACGGUCUCCGACAGGCCUCGGACUUCAUCGAGGCCAUCGAGAGCGUGCGCUCCAUCUGCGAAGAGUUCAUCCGCAAAGGCGUCCCGAACUACCCCAACGGAUACCCGUUUCUCUUCUGGGAGCAGUACAUUGGCCUGCGCCACUGGUUCCUGCUGGCUGUCAGCAUAGUGCUGGCCUGCACCUUCCUGGUGUGCGCCAUUCUCAUGCUCAACCCCUGGACGGCGGGCGUCAUUGUUUUCAUCUUGGCUAUGAUGACCGUAGAACUGUUCGGCAUCAUGGGACUCAUCGGUAUCAAGCUGAGUGCCAUUCCGGUGGUCAUCCUAAUCGCCUCGGUCGGCAUCGGAGUGGAGUUCACCGUGCACGUCGCGCUGGGUUUCCUGACCGCCAUCGGGGACAGGAACACGCGCUCGGCCGUAGCCCUGGAGCACAUGUUCGCUCCCGUCAUGGACGGUGCCAUCUCCACUCUUCUCGGGGUGCUCAUGCUGGCCGGCUCCGAGUUCGACUUCAUCAUGAGGUACUUCUUUGCGGUUCUGGCCAUCUUGACGUUGCUGGGGAUUCUAAACGGCUUGGUGUUGCUGCCCGUCCUGCUGUCUAUAAUGGGCCCUCCUGCGGAGGUAGCGCCUUCCACCAGGUCCAGCUCGUCACCCGAGCCCAUAUCGCAGUCCAUGAACAGCCACGAGUACUACGCCGGGCACAUCCCUAGAGGACCGCGGCAGGCUUUCAGCGAACCCUCCGACUCUGAGUACUACUCCGAGACGACCACGACGUCCGGAUUCGGCGACGAGGACUACAAGCAAUGUGAAUACCUAACCGAGCAAAGCCAGCCUCCGAACUCGCACAUCCUGCUGGAAGCCAGCAAGAACCCUACCUUCCCUAAGCUCACGGUGGUCAAACCGUUCAGCGAAACGUCGGCCGCGACGAGCCCGAAAGACCUCAGCGAGUCGGCGCAGAACGCCGUGAACUCCAUCAGCUCCCAGAUCACGCGCUGGGACGGCAAGCGGGAGCGCCCGGAAUCCAGAAGGAACCUUUUACCCGACGACAGCGCGUACUGUCCCGCAAGGACUACUCACUGUGACCCCAGGCUGCACCAAAGCAGGGGGUCACAGCAAAACAGGACUAAAGCUCUACCGCCCAGCGGCGGUACCUCGCAGCAGCCUGGAAACACCGUCACCAUGGUGACGGCCACAGCAUCGGUGACCGUGUCGGUGCACCCCAACCUGCCGGGGUCCUACCAGGGUACGGCGCACGAGGAGUUUGAGGAGAGCGUGUCGGACUCUCAUAAGGACUCAAAAAGGACUUCUCAGAUUUACGGGAGAGCUACUCAGAGACACUCGGUGCAUAUUCCAGAUCUGGAGUAACUAGAUACGGACCAGCAUCGUGCGAAACAGGGUCAAGGUUGCACAUGGAUCCAAGCAGCCAAAGACUGCUAGACAGCACACACCCCCCCUGUUCUAAUCGCCUGGAACCUCCUUCUCUGGCCGUUUCGGGACGUCUCUUAUUUUCUUGAACUGUACAUAGACCUCAGAGAACAGAGGAUUUAUUUUAAAACAAAAUUCUAUCAAAUUUAUACAUGUAUAAAUAAAUCUAUCUAUAUAUUAUAUUUUAAUACUAAAAAGAGGGGAAGAUUAUUUAAAAGAGUACUGUAUGACUGUGUGUUCUCUGUAAAUACGAGUACUUUGUACAGAUUAAGAAAGCGAUAUAUGUAAAUUCAGAGAAGUGAACUAAGGUUAUUGUUUUAUUAGGUUAUUGAAAGCGAAAGGUCAGUGUUCUUUUAUUUGCUGCUACAUGUCAGAUAUGAGAUGAUUUGCCUUGAAAAUGUGCAGUACCCCCCCUUCCCCAAUCCUCUCACUUCUUAGCUUAAGCUAUACCAUACAAGUUCUCACGUGCAGCCUAUAUUACAGUUCCUUCACUUGCAAGUAUUUAUUUUUGGGGUUUUAUUUUCGGGGAGUCCAAUCCAGGUAUCCAGCUAAGCUAACACUGCAUCGCGCCUAGAUUGCACUGUAACAUACAAAACCAAUUUUUUGGAGUGACCACUGUGCCUUCUUUUUUUUAACAAUACAAUUCGCAAAGUGUCUUUACGUUGGAGGAUACCUC